CUUCAAUUGUCUAUCACCCAGCAGCAGCUGAAUAUAGAAGGAAUAGCUGUUUUUUUUUAACUGAGCGAGUUCAAAACAUUCAAGACUCAUCCAGGCCAAACUUCCCCCUCAACACCCCACACCCAGUCGCAGGGGUUGAUCAGCCUGCGUCUAUUUUAUCUUAACUCCUCACACGUCACAACCAGACUCUCCUCUGCCUUGUCAUCUGAAGCAGACAACUACGACAUUCCUUAGGAACCGCCAUCUUCAUCUCCCCCCGAGGAAACAAGAGAAACAGCAGAAGCAACCCUAAAUUAAAUCCACUUGUAACUCGUCUCUUUGCGAUUACAAAAGCAAUCGACUUCCUCCGCUCGAUUUGCCACUUCCCUCUCCCACCCUAUUCUAAAAAAGCCUCCCACCACCUACAUAUCUGAACUAUACAUUAUACAUAGAAAAGGAAAUCAAGAAGAAAGAAAACUUGACCAUCGACUUCAGACUCAGUUCAAACCAAUCAACCAACCAACACUCUUGCUCUCUCAACAUGCCUUCUUCACCUAAAGUUGUUCAUGGAAUAUUCGCAUUCGGGAGUCUCUCGGCAGCCAUCAGCUCAGUCUUGAUUUCAAUCCGGAUGGGAGCCUUGGACUUCAUCAAACAAAACUUUAUCGAUGGGCUUUGUGUCGACGUCUGGGAUGGGUUUUUCCGGUCGCCGAAGAACCUUAUUGCGAUUGCAUUCCUCGGCUACCUACCGCUCCACUGUUUAUCGGUCCGAGCCCCGGCGUCGAUGAUAUGUCUAACAGGUCUGAUGGCGAUCCCAUCGAUUCUCUUCUUCAUUGCCACCUUCCUCGAGCUCAUGCCAGUCGUUCUACCAUUGGGUGCCAUCCUUCAUGGCCUCGCCCUCUUCGGCCUCGCCGAACUCAGACUUGCUCGUCAACCUCUUCCCAUUCGUCCUUCCGUCUCCUUCGCUGAGUCUCCCAAAAAAAAAACUUCUAAAUCUUCCCUCCGGUCUCUUAAAAAACCCGCGCCCAACUCCGCCUCCACUCUUCGAUCCUCUUCCCUCAAUCACUCUAACCCUUCGCCCAUCUCGCUCUCUCAGAAAUCUAAGCCCGGCCCCCCUUCUCCGAUCUCGAAGCGCAAACGUCGUGAAUCUUGAUCAACCAAUCUCUCAUAUAACGCCGAUGAUCAUUUUUCCAUCUAUUUAUUAAUCUCCAUUUUGUAAACAUACACCGCAUCCAAUGCUUUAUAUUUCUGUUCAUAAUGCAUAUUUUCUUCUUUUCCAUCCUCUUUCUUCUUCUCUUUACUCUUUUGUGUCUGCCUCUUUAUCUUACUUCUUUUCUUUGAUUACAACUAUAAACAUGCAGCAUCUAGAAGGGUUUUCUUUCCAUCCUCUUUCUCUCCUUCUUUAUUUUCAAACAAAAAAGCAUUCACAUAUUACAUGAUACACAUUAUAUACAAAUAUAUAUUUAAUUGAGAUAUGUAACAAUAGCAAUACCAAAGCAAAAACAAACAAAACAGGAUGACUAGGAUUGGGAAGGCCUUGUAUAACCUUGAAGAAAGCCUUUCAUAGGCAAUGCAAGCAAAAUUGUGCAGUGAUAGAUCAGAUA
Molecule: messenger RNA, 1580 nt
Organism: Puccinia graminis f. sp. tritici CRL 75-36-700-3
Lineage: Eukaryota; Fungi; Basidiomycota; Pucciniomycetes; Pucciniales; Pucciniaceae
Exons: 2
Coding region: 521-1129 (202 amino acids)
Source: RefSeq, a predicted model, not a curated record